Aspergillus clavatus NRRL 1 is the source of this 834-nucleotide messenger RNA. RefSeq names its product putative short chain dehydrogenase/reductase. NCBI's taxonomy places the organism in Eukaryota, Fungi, Ascomycota, Eurotiomycetes, Eurotiales, Aspergillaceae. The record is from RefSeq and is a predicted model, not a curated record. Bases 1 to 834 code for a protein of 277 amino acids. Gene Ontology annotation, cellular component: cytoplasm. Gene Ontology annotation, molecular function: oxidoreductase activity, acting on the CH-OH group of donors, NAD or NADP as acceptor. The transcript is spliced from 4 exons.
AUGACCCCCCAACGAAGCAUCAUCGUAACCGGAGGCGCCUCAGGCAUCGGCCUCGGAAUCACCCGCCACUUCGCCACCCAGCCAAACACCCACAUCACCAUCCUCGACAUCAACAACGGCACCGCCGUCCUCGCACAGCUCCGCGCCGAAUUCCCCUCCGCAAGCCUCAGCUUCGAGCAAUGCGACGUCUCCUCAUGGGAGAGCCAGGCGGCCGCCUUCGAGAAAGUCCACGCCGAACAGGGCCAUGUGGACAUCGUCUUCGCCAACGCCGGCAUUACCGAAACGGGGAAUCUGCUCGCCGGCAUCCACGACGAGAAACCCGCGAAACCGGGCCUGGCGACGCUGAACGUGAACCUCGUCGGCGUGAUCUAUACGGUGAACCUCGCCGCCCACUACGUGGCCAAAAACACACCCCGGCCUGGUGGAUCUUCCCCAGCCGUGGCCUCCAGGGGAAGUAUUAUCUGCACGGCCUCGAACGCGGGUAUCUACCCCUUCCCGAUUGCGCCGGUGUACGCGGCCACGAAAAGCGGCGUGAUUGGGUUGGUGAGAGCGCUGGCGCGGCCGCUGGGGGAAGAGCAGAUCCAGAUCAAUGCGCUGGCGCCGGCUAUUAUUGAAACGAAUAUCGCGCCUGAUCCGGCCUUGUUUCGGUCUAUGAUCCUGACGCCCAUGGAGACGGCCACGAAGGCGGUGGCGAGGCUCGUGAACGAUGCGUCGCUGACGGGAAAGGUGGCUGAGCUGCACGGGGAGAAUGUUACGUUUGCGGAGCCACCGGCGUAUGUGGACGAGGACUCGGGGACAAAUAUUGAGAUGUGUUGGAAGCUGGGGCAUGCGUGA